This is a messenger RNA of Ichthyophthirius multifiliis, 623 nucleotides long. RefSeq lists its product as hypothetical. The record is from RefSeq and is a predicted model, not a curated record. NCBI's taxonomy places the organism in Eukaryota, Ciliophora, Oligohymenophorea, Hymenostomatida. The transcript has 3 exons. The annotation marks the transcript as partial. Gene Ontology annotation, molecular function: chromatin binding.
CGUUAUCAAGCUAACCUUUGAUGAUGAAAUAAUCGUAAAGUAAUAUGAACUCGAAUGAAUAGAAUUCUUAAAAAGACUAUUUUAACUACUUUGUAAGCUAACAUAUAAUUAAAAAUGAAUUGUCAAAACUAGUUGAUUUAUAUAUAUGAAAUCGGUUAAUUAGUGCUUAUAAAAAAUGCUGAUGAUAUAAAUAAUGAUUUAGUCGCUUAACUAAAAAAAAUAAUUUCUAUUGAAAAUGAAGGAAAAUACACUACUUUAAUUCAAAUAAAAUGGUAUUAUAAAAAAGAUGAACUACAUAAGAAAUUUAAUAAUAUUCUAAACUGUAUUAGUUUAAAUGAAAUUUUCGAAACUGAUCAUUAUGAUUAUACAUAUGUUGAUUGUAUUAAUGGACUUUGUAAAAUUUAUUCUUUCGAAGAAUAUGAUAAACUUAAAAAUAUUUCAUAAAAUACUUUCUUUACUAGGGCUAAAUAUUAUACUGCUAAAAAAAAUUAGAUCCUCCUUAUGAAAAAUGGAAAACUGGAUGUCUUUGUUAAAAACCUUUAAAUCCUGAUUUAUUGUAUAUUCAAUGCGAAGAAUGUAAAAUAUGGUUUCAUUCAUUUUGUAUUGGUAUAAAAGAAGAUUAG